CCCGUGGGUUGGUUUAUUUGUGGAUUUUAAGGUCUCUUUGGGUCCCAGAGCAGGUGUGAGUGCUACAGGAGCACAUUUGCCCUCCAUUCAGCUUUUCUGGUGCGGAAGUAUGAUAAAGAACAAUAAGAAACUAAAUUCCCAAGAUGGCUCAACAAAUGCUAUCACAAGUAACAAUGUCAACAAACAGGCCAAUAGCCUGGCUCUCUUCUCCCAACCAAAUGCCCCAAAUAGCUUUUCAUUGUUCUUGGAAAGUUGUGUGCCCCCUGUUGCGUUGAGGCAUUUUGGGAGUCUGCCGCUUUUAGGCCCAGUCUCCCUCCAGCCGGCACAGAUAAAGACUCAGUUGGCACUGCACCAGCUGAAUGCAAUUGCUGGCACAAGCGUCACUCCGCCUGCAAUUGCUUCACCUGCUUUGACCUUGCUCAACUUGCUUAAGGUCACCAUGUCACAUCCAUUAUAUAAUCCCCGUGGAAGGCCGUUCCACAGUGGUCAGAGACCCGUUGUGCCUGGCCAAUAUGGUCUUGGGUCACAGCCUCGAAUGGAGCUCAGGGCAGCCCGUCUUGGCCCAGGUUCCAUAUCCAGUUCUCGCGGAGGAUUGAUGGUCAACCAGCCCUUCUCACUGGGACAACGCCAGUCGCAGAUUUCCCCAGGUCUCGAAGCCGCCAUAGAUCGGAACCUUCGGGGAGCCCGUGAGGAAGUUCGCCUUCUCACUCAAAUGCUCCAGCAACCCAAAAAAGCAGAUCCCCGUAUGAGAGAGGAUGCAAGGGAUGAAGUGAUUUCCUCCGGGAGCGGAUUUUCAGGGACUUUACGAUCUGAUGAGGGGGACUGGUCCACAUACCAAUCCCCAGCCAAGCUCUUUGCAUCUUCAGGUUUGGAUCGUCCUUCAAGUUCUUCACCGCUAUUCCAGUCAACAGGAUUUGGUGGAGGAUCAAGUGGUUUGGACAGCCAGCGACCACCAGGACAGCGGCCUUCACGCUACACCUCUGAAAGUGCCAGCAGCAUCCUAGCAAGUUUUGGACUUUCCAAUGAGGACCUAGAACUUCUAAGCCACUAUCCAGAUGAUAAGCUGACUCCUGACAACCUACCGUUUAUUUUACGAGACAUCCGAAUGCGUAAAGAGAAGAGGGACGUUGAUGCGAGAUCUGAAUACAGCAAAGUUAUUGACUAUGGACAUUCUAGUAAAUUUGGCUAUCCUGAAGGGAGCCCGGAUGGCUAUGCAAGUGAACAUCUGCUUAAAGAGUCACCAAAGUAUGUGAGGAAGGUCUCUGGACCUCCCUUCAGUGGUAUGGACAUCACAAAGCAUCCUCAGCCGUGUCAACCAGCUCCAGGCCCUGUACAAGUUCCAAAGCUUCAGAAACCUCUACUAGUAGAUCCGAGACCCACUAAGAAGAUUCCAGCGAGACCAUCUGCUUCCCAGCCUAUUCUGCCACCUUCCAGUCGACCUCCUUCGCAGAUUCCACCUCAACUUGGUGUUCUUCCUUUGAUGACCAUUAAUACUAUCACCGGAGGUCCGAAUGCUAACUGGAUCCCAUUCCUUUCACCUCCAAUCAGCCUGCCCGCCCCGAAGAGGCUUCCAACUCCGACCAUGAUGAACGAUUACUCCGCAGCUACUCCAAGAAUCUUUCCUCAUACAUGCUCUCUAUGUAACAUUGAAUGUAUCCAGAUUAAGGACUGGCUUGAACAUCAGAACACAAAUCUUCACAUUGAGAGUUGUAGACGUCUUAGGCAACUAUAUCCUGACUGGAAUGUUGAGGCUGAUUCUGUUAAAAGACCUGAGCCCAAAUCAGACCACAGCAGCUCAAAGCGGCACACCCGAUCGCACUCGUACUCCAGAUCCCCCAGCCCGAAGCGGCACCAUGACUCCUCAAGCCGUCGUAAACGAUCGCGUUCACGCUCCCCCUCCCGAAGCCCUAGAAGGUACCGGCGUUCCAGAAGUCACAGCCGGUCCCCCCAUAGGAAAUCUCGAGUCAGUCCUUACAGACGGAGGUCCCGUAGUCCACCAUCUCAACGGUCAAGGUCUCCAGUUUACAGUAGGCGCUCUCCUGUACGCCGCUCAAGCCCCCGUCGGAGCAGCCCCUCCCGUCAGCAGAGAUCUAGCAGUAGUGAACGACUGGCCAUGAAACUCAUGUCUUCAACUGAGCUUUCCUCUAUCACAGACAGUAAUACUUUGAAGGCUGUGGUGAAAUCCUUGGCACCAGCCCUGCUUGCUGAGCUAGCAAAGAAGAAAAGUAGUUCCACUACUUCCUCGUCAAAGGGAUGUAGCAGCAGUAGUUGGAAACGGUCUUCCCCUCCUAAGAGAGCGGAGUACUCCAAGUCAAGCAGAACCUCCACCUCAAAGUCCUCCAGCACUCCAAAGCCAAGAGCCAAGGAUGCCCCUGGCACAUCUUGUUUGUUGAGACUCAUGCGAAUUCCUUUUGGGACUACAAGCAAAGAACUGACUGAUGCCAUUGAACCUUUUGGCAAGAUUUAUACUGCCAUCCUCCUCAAGGCGAUUAACGAGGCCUCAGUGUGUAUGGAGAGAGAGGAGGAUGCCAAAGCUUUGCUCAACUGUAAGAACCUGACAAUUUGUGGACAGGUUAUUGAUGUCUGCAUGGAGAAGGAUGCAAGAAAUGAUGGGAGAAAAUCUGUUAAGACUGAAAAACCUGUUAAGAAAAAAGAGGUGACUACUACAAAACCAACCCAAUCAGCAAAAGUAAAGUGUGCCAACCCAGUGAAGGCACCUCAGUCAGCUAAAGCUAAAGAGGCAACAGGUUCCAAGACUUCUCAAUUAAUCAAGGGAAAAUUCAGUGUCCCCAAAAAGACUGUACAGACAGCUAAAGCUAAACUCCCUGCUAAGGGUUCAGAGACGGCAGUUGUUGCCAAGAAGUUAGUAAAGAAGGAAGUACCCUGGAGAAAAAAUAUAGUUGAGAUUACGAAUCUUCCAGAGGGGGGGGUUACUGAGGAUGACCUCACCAACCUUGCUAAACCAUAUGGCUUCAUUGCAACUCCUGUCAUAGCAUUCACUCAACAAAAGGCUUAUCUGCAGAUGCCCAACACAGAGGCAGUUGAAGCAAUGGUGAAGGCCUACUCGGAGACACCAGCUAAAGUGCAAGACAAAGAGAUUACCAUCAAGAUGAUGAUGCAACCUAUCGACCUGAACUACACUGAGUCAGUAUUCAGAGUGCUUGUGGGCAUGGAGAAAUCGCCUGAAAUCGUUACUUUGCCAGAACGCCUUCUCAUUGUUAGUAAUGUGCCAAAAACACUUGGGGCAAUCAAGGAAGUAGAGACCAUAAUUCAACGCUAUGGUGGCUUCAAGAAAGUUUUGCCUCUGAAUGGCAAGAUUAUUUUUGAAAUGGAGAGUGUUGCUAACGCCAGGACUAUCUUCAGUCGCUUCCUCAAGUUUCGUUGUGUGGUCCAGAACAACACCCUUAACUUCCAACUAGCCAAACCACUCAAGCUAAAAAAGAAGCCAGUAGCAAAAGGAGCAAACCCUCCUGGUACAACAGCAGCGACAAUAAAAAAACGUAGUACCGUCAAAGCCCAGAAGCCAGUGGCUACAGCAACAGCUUCUGCUGCAUCUACUGCAGAUCCACCUGUCACAAAAGACAAAGCUCCAAAAACAGCUGCUAUUAUUGUGGCUAAAGCAGAGAAAAGUAUUGUUUCAAGCAAAAGUUUGAAAGAAAGUGUUGGUGAAGAAAAGGUGAAUGCUGAUACAGCUGCAACUAAACUUUCUGCAGUUCCCAAAGACCUUACUGUUGAUGCGUCUGCUAAUGCGGAAACGGCUACUCCUGAGAAUAAAGCAAAGAAGGAUACCCAAGUUGUUAAUGAAACUGUCAUGAAGAUCCUUGAGACUGAAACUCUGAAAAAAGAGCAUGAAGCUGGAUCCUCAGUUCCCACGACAGAAUCUGAUAGUGAGAACAAGGAGCUUGAAGUUGAAUCCUCUGUUCAAGCUUCGGAAUCUGCCGUUUCAGCUGAGUCUGGGAAAGCAGAGCUUAAAUUUGAAUCAUCUGUCUCUGCUUCAGAAGCUGCUGUUUCAGUUGAAUCUCCAAACACAGAGCAUGAAUUGGGAUCCUCUGUUCCCGCUACAGAAUCUGGAAAAACAGAGCUUGAAGUUGCAUCUGCUGUUUCCGCUGAAUCUGAAGUUUCAGUUGAGUCUGGGAAAACCAAGCCUGAUGUUGCAUCCUCAGUUCCCUCAGGAGAAUCUGCUGUUUCAGUGGAGUCUGCAAAUGCGGAGCAUGAAUUGGCUUCCUUAGAAACUUCCAUUUUAACAGACACAACUGAUCAGACAGGGAUUUCAUUCAAGAUAAAUGAUCAGAAUGUGCUGCAGGCUGAAAAUGUUCCUAAAGAAUUGGUUCCUACAUCUGUGGAAGAAAGCAAAAUUGACAAUGAAAAGUUAGAAGAUGACGAUAAUGUUGAGUCCAAGUCACAAAUGGAGAUUGUUGCUUCAACUGUUAGUAGUGAGGAAACUGCAGUAGAGGCCAUGGAGACCCAGAGUCCAGAAGAACCUACCAAAGGCACUGAUGUCAGAGAGAAAGUUUUGGAAACGCAUGAGCUCAAGAUAGAAAAUGAGGGCCAGGCCAAUGACUUGAGACCAACUGAACCUUUAGAGAUGGACAUCAAUCCUCAGUCUAAUAAUCAAACCGAACCUGCUGAAGAGCAUGUCCCUGCAGCUGUUGCAUCUGACUCCAUUCCACCCUUUGAUCCUGCUUCUGACGUACCCUCCACUUCUGAUCAAACUGUCAGUAAUUCUUCUGUCACAGUUACAUGUGCCUCAAACAGUCCUCAAACGGUGCUUGAUCCCUUCCAGAUUGACGACAAUUCUCUGGACUUUCCUCCGGUUACGCAGGAGAUUUUGAAGGCCCUUGAAUUAGCUGUCCAUCAGUGUCGCUUACAGUCUUCAUUAAAACGUGCUGAAGAAGAAGCCAAACAGAAGGCAGAGAUGGAGAAAAAAGCUGCAGAGAAGAAAACCACAAAAGGUCCAUCAAGCUCAAAGAAGCCUGCUCAAGUGACCAAGUCCACUCAAGCUGAGAGCAAAAAGAUUCAGGCCGAGAAAGAGAAAAAGUCUCAGAACUCCGGGUCCAGGAGCAAGCCUGUGGACCCCUCAUCCCCAGAGAAAGAGCCAACAUCUAGGCGCAGGGGUAAUUCUGAAGAAGAUGGCCCUACCACCAGGCGUGGGGGAUCUUCUGGGUCCUUCUCCUCCCGGAGGAGCAGGCGGAAUUCCAGCCCUCCAUCAAAGCGCUCAAGGGGGCAUGAUGUUGAUCGCAGGAGUCAUAGUAAAAACUCACAGCCUUCAAGGGGCCACUCAAAAACAAGGACAGCUGAAAAGGAAAAAGAGGAGGAACCGUUUCCAUUUAACAUUGAUGAGUUUGUGACCGUUGAUGAAGUCGGGGAUGAUGCAGAGGACACUGCGGUCUCAAAUACUGAGUCUUCAGCCAAGGAUGAGAAGAUCCAGGAUAAACCCGAUUCCCACUCCAUAGUCUCUCCUAUUGCAGAGUCUGGUCCAGCUGAUAAACCAAACCAAAUAACUGACACGAUAAUUGCUUCUGAGAUAGGAAAACCAGAAGUUAUUGAAUGUGCAGAUAAAAUGGAAGCCAAGACUAAAGAAACCACACCAGCUGCAGAAGUUGUUGCAUCUCCAAAACCAGAAGAGCAAGGGCUUCAGGAAGAGAGUGCUGAUAAACCGCUGGGAACUGAAAGGAUGGAAACUGCCGUUGUUAAGAACGAGACAACAGAGCCUUGUACUAUAGAAGAAACCGCUUCAGCAGAGAUGGACAACAAUGCUGAGACCCUUUUAACCAUGAAAGAACACCAUGACAUUGGGGCCUUGGAUGAAUUUGAACCAAGUCAGUCAGUUUCUUCCUCUCCUUCACAGAAGGAAGGCUAUCCACCAACUUCUGUAGAAACUUUAGAGAAAUCCGAAGAUGUCCAUCCCGAGGAGCCUGAAACCUCUGCCCCAGUGAUGGACAAUAAAGAUGAGGCAACUGUAAUCUCUGAAAUUCCAUCCCAUGAUGCAAUGGUCACUCUUGAUGAGGUCAGUGAGGGUGAGGAAGAUUUUCUUGAUGAAACAAAUGAGGAACAGCGUUCGAAGGCUGAUGAAGUGCCUGAGACACUUGUAACGGCUGAUGAGGUUGGAGAUGAUGUAACGGGGGGUGAAGAAUACCAGUUGGACAAAGAACUUCAAGGUCUAGUCACAUUGGAUGAGAUUGUUGAUGAAGAAGAGGAGUUUGAUUCAUUCAAUCCUGAGACUCUUGUAACCCUGGAUGAGGCCAAGGGUGACGAUGAGGAGAUUGAGGAAGUGGAGCAUAGUGAAGACAAGCCAAGCACCACAACACCAAUCAUACCAGAGGAGCCGGUGAAAUCACCAAGCCAAGAAGAGGAUGUCUGUGACUUUGAAGAACUCCGCAAGAUGAACUUUGUAACUGUGGACGAAGUAGGGGAGGAGGAAGAGGAACAACCACCCAGUGAAGAUGUCAAAGAGGAGAAACAAGUUAAAAAGAGAGCUACAAGGGCCAAAAAGAGAGCACGCCAGAACCCAGUGAGGAGAUCCACAAGAAGUAAAAGAGGGGCGACAAAGAGUGCUGAAGAAGCAGAGGAGCCCGAGACAAAUGCAGAGUGUGAACCAGAGGCAGCUGCUUCCAUAAGUGAGAGUCCUCCUGCAGCUGUAGAAUCCAUGGUUCUUGAUGUUAAGCCAAAACCGCAAAAGGCUGAAACCUUGAAAGUUCCAGAUUCAUCGGCUGCAGUAGUCACUGCAGAGGUCUCUUCAGGGUCAGAAGAGGACAAGACGAAAGCUAAAGAUGAUGGCAAAUCUGCAAAGUCAGAAAGUGAUACUGUUGACACACCAGUCUCUGACAGAAAAUCCACAAUCAAAGAAGAGUCCAAGCAAAGGCGGGAGACGGAGCCGACACAGGAACCAGAAGCUAAGAAGGCCCACUCUCAUUCCCCUUUGAUUGAAGACUUCACCUUGCCCCCGUUUAGCCCAGACAAUCCCAUUGGGGUUGACUUUGUGGUGCCCAAGACGGGUUUCUUCUGCAGACUCUGCUCUUUAUUCUAUGGCAAUGAGGAAACCGCUAAGAAAAGUCACUGUAGUAGCCUAAAGCAUUACCAGAACAUGGAGAAAUACUGCAAGAAACUCAAGUCUCAGAAGCAGGGUGGUUGCUCAACACAGACGAUGCCCAGUCAUGUUUCUGCUUCUGAAUAGCCCCUGUGAAGAGUUUUUUUUCCCUUUUGUAUUAAUGUUAACAGAUGGGUCCAGUUGUUUAGUUGUAAAGGUUUAUUAUUAUUUUUAUUUUUAUUGUUUAGAAUGAAAUGCAUUGGCUCAUGCUCAAUAAAGAUUAAAUAUAAUCAGA
This is a messenger RNA of Sinocyclocheilus grahami, 7322 nucleotides long. RefSeq names its product zinc finger protein 638 (gene znf638). The record is from RefSeq and is a predicted model, not a curated record. Gene Ontology annotation, molecular function: RNA binding; zinc ion binding. Gene Ontology annotation, cellular component: nucleus. The transcript is spliced from 25 exons. Bases 110 to 7174 code for a protein of 2354 amino acids. Lineage: Eukaryota; Metazoa; Chordata; Actinopteri; Cypriniformes; Cyprinidae.